This is a messenger RNA of Closterium sp. Naga37s-1, 2208 nucleotides long. Lineage: Eukaryota; Viridiplantae; Streptophyta; Zygnematophyceae; Desmidiales; Closteriaceae. The record is from the annotation of a GenBank genome assembly.
AUGGCAAGAGCAUCAGCUGAAUCCACCAAGGGGCGAAACGCAUCAGCACCAGGGGCACAGAUACCAGUGGUAACACCAGGGGCACAGAUACCAGUGGUAACACCAGGGGCACAGAUACCAGUGGUAACACCAGGGGCACAGAUACCAGUGGUAACACCAGGGGCACAGAUACCAGUGGUAACACCAGGGGCACAGAUACCAGUGGUAACACCAGGGGCACAGAUACCAGUGGUAACACCAGGGGCACAGAUACCAGUGGUAACACCAGGGGCACAGAUACCAGUGGUAACACCAGGGGCACAGAUACCAGUGGUAACACCAGGGGCACAGAUACCAGUGGUAACACCAGGGGCACAGAUACCAGUGGUAACACCAGGGGCACAGAUACCAGUGGUAACACCAGGGGCACAGAUACCAGUGGUAACACCAGGGGCACAGAUACCAGCGGUAACACCAGGGGCACAGAUACCAGUGGUAACACCAGGAUUGGUGGUGGUGAGGGAAGCAGCUGCGGCUGGUGACAACUCCGCUGAGCUGGAGAAAGUGGGUGGUUAUGCCAGUGGUUAUGCCAGUGGUGGUUAUGCCAGUGGGGGUUAUGCCAGUGGGGGUUAUGCCAGUGGGGUUUAUGCCAGUGGGAGUUAUGCCAGGGGUGGUUAUGCCAGUGGUGGUUAUGCCAGUGGUGGUUAUGCCAGUGGUUAUGCCAGUGGUUAUGCCAGUGGUGGUUAUGCCAGUGGGGGUUAUGCCAGUGGGGGUUAUGCCAGUGGGGUUUAUGCCAGUGGGAGUUAUGCCAGGGGUGGUUAUGCCAGUGGUGGUUAUGCCAGUUGUGGCUAUGCCAGUGGGGGUUAUGCCAGUGUUGGUUAUGCCAAGGAUGCUGCUGAAGGUCCUGCUUCUGCUUCUUCCGCUGCCGCUGCUCCUGCAUCUGCGUCUCCUGCUGCUGCUGCUGCUGCUGCUGCUGCUGCUGCUGUUGCUGCCGCUGCUGCUGCUGCUGCUGCUGCUGCUGCUGCUGCUGCUGAUGCUGCUGCUGCUGCUGCUCCUGCAUCUGCGUCUGCUGCUGCUGCUGCUGCUGCUUCUGCUGCUGCUGCUGCUGCUGCUGCUGCUGCUGCUGCUUCUGCUGCUGCUGCUGCUGCUGCUGCUGCUGCUGCUGCUGCUGCUGCUGCUGCUGCUGCUGCUGCUGCUGCUGCUGCUGCUGCUGCUGCUGCUGCUGCUGCUGCUGCUGCUGCUGCUGCUGCUCCUGCAUCUGCGUCUGCUGCUGCUGCUGCUGCUGCUGCUGCUGCUGCUGCUGCUGCUGCUGCUGCUGCUGCUGCUGCUGCUGCUGCUGCUGCUGCUGCUGCUGCUGCUGCUGCUGCUCCUGCAUCUGCGUCUGCUGCUUCUGCUGCUGCUGCUCCUGCUGUUUACCCAGCUGGUGAUGCCCCAGGAGCAGAAAUGGAAGCUGCGGCGCAGAAUGUAGCAGGAGCGGAAAAUGUAGCAGGGGCGGAAAAAGUAGCAGGAGUGGAAAAAAUAGCAGGAGCGCAGGUUGAAGCAGGAAUACAGGCUGCAGUGCGAGCGGAAAAAUUAGCGGGAGCAGAGGCUGUGGUGGGAGGCAAGGGUACGCAAGCAGAGAGAGCGGUGGGAGAAAAUGAUGCUGAAGCACAGGCUGUAGUGGGCGAAAGGGAUGCAGAAGGGGUUGUGGUGGGAGCUAAGGAUGCAGGAGCAAAGGUUGUAGUGGGGGCGAAGAAUGCAGGAGCAGAGGAUGUAGUGAGCGCAAAGGAUGCAAGAGCGCAGACUGUAGUGGGAGAAAGGGAUGCAGAAGGGGAUGUAGAGGGAGCAAAGGAUGCAGGAGCUAAGGUUGUAGAGGGAGCAAGGGAUUCCGGAGCCGGCCAAGCUGAAACCGAGGGGCAUGAUGCAGCGCUGCUAGGAGGACCCUGUGUAGCUGGAGCGAGGGUGGUAGCGGGGUACCAGGUUACAGCAGCAGGGCAGGUGGAAGAAACACCAACCAAACUCGUUCUACAAGCAUCGGGAAGUGGCGGCGGGUGGUUAUGCGAGCCGUGGUAUACCGUCCUCACUACCACACGCAUCUCAGUCCUUGGCAUUGGCAUCUCCACACUGUCAGUUUCCUCGCUGCCUUCCGGGCUACCCGGCGCAGCAUCCGCAGCGGGAUCCGAUCCGCUUGUAGCAGAAGCACCGGCGCCGCCUCUGAAUGCGGCCUUUGAGACGGUUCUUACGCCUUGA